AUCCCCUCCCCUCGGCUCGCUGUUCCCCUUCUUCGUUUCGCCUCUCCCUCACUCAGUGUGCAGCUCUGUGCGGUGCAGCAUUAUGGCGCUGCGGUGGAACUGCGCUGUAUACGUGGCGCUGAGUUUUUCCUCUCUCUGCGUCUUGUGGUCUAUGUGUCUGGCUGCUGGCACUGCCGGGGCACCGGGCACACUCUCCAAACUACUACCGCCUUACGACGUGCUCUACUACCGCGGAGUCAGGGCUUACUUUUCGACGGAAUGGGAGAAAGCGUUUGAGUACCUCGAACAGUCCAUAGCUACCAGAGAAGCGCAUCGCAGAGUGAGGAGAACAUGCCACGACCGGUGUUCAACCGCGGGGGAAAAACUAGUCCCCAAACUAGACACCGAAAAAGGCAGCAUGUGGAACCUGUGGGCGAUGGACUGGAUCCUGCAGCGAGCAGAGUGUAUACGCUUUUGCCUAAACCAAGCAAUCACACCUUCCGGUCAGUCUCCUGUAUCAACGGACAUCGAGUAUGAAUUUGGGACUCGCAAUGCUUACAAUUACUUGCAGUUGAUUUACUACAAGUUGGAUAAACCGAGGAAAGCUGCUUCAGCUUCUCAUACAUUCUUUGUGGCCAAUCCGAGUCACCUGGAGAUGAGGAACAACAUAGAGAAGUACAGACGUAUGGAUGGAGUUACAGACGAUGCCUUCCAGGACAGAGAGAGGGAAUUAGAAAAGCACUGGGAGUUGUACAAUGCUGCUCUUCUGGCUGAAAGCUCCUCUAAUUGGGUACGAGUGGUGGAGAAAUGGAAGGAGUGUGUAAAUGAGACCUUAAAGCAGACAGAAGAGUGCAGAGCUCAGUGUGUGGUGGCAUCACAACGCCUUCCAGAGGACAGAGAACGCGCCCAGGGAGUGUAUGAGAACGCAGCAGAUCUGUCUCUUUCAUUGUUGGCAUGCAAACAAAUGUGUGUGUCUCUGGUGUCGACAAGGCCUGGAAGGGUCUCUCCUCUUGAGGACUUUCUACCAAUGCAGCUGGAACAUCUUCAUAUUGCCCAGUAUAAAGUUGGUGAUCUGAAGGGGGCAGUACAGAGCCUGCGCUCUCUGCUGCUCUUUUACCCAAACGAUGCUGAUUCACUCAGUAACCUGCAGCUCUACUCGGAGUCGAUGGAGGGCGAUGCUGAGUUUCAAGCCAUUGCUCCAUCACAGGAAAUCACCAGCUAUGUCAACAGAGCCCUUGAGGAGAAAAAACUGCUUUACUUCGGAGUGGAAAAUCUAGAUUUUACGUUCUUUGACCCGGAUUUGUGGACACCAGAAGACAUUGUUCCUGAGUCACUGAGGGAAAGCUGGAGAGCAGAGAGGGAAGUGCAUAAUGAGAAAAUGAAGGAAGGCGAGAAGAUGUUAGAGGUGGAUGAUAGUGGAUUUUAUUCUGGAGGUUCGGUUCAUCAAGUUGGCGUGAACGUUACGAUGGACGACGUUGCUCUGAAUGGAACUAACCGUGUCGUAUUGGAUGGUGUGAUGUCACAAACUGAAUGUAACACCAUAAUGCAGCUGGCAAAUAUUGCUGCAUCGGUUGGUGAUGGGUAUAAGGGAAGACGUUCUCCACACACACCUCAUGAGAAAUUCGAGGGUCUGACAGUUUUAAGGGCUGUUAAGUUGGCUCAAGAUGGAUUACUGAACCAAACCGAUGUUAAGUUGCUGCAUGAGAUUGGCGAGAGAGCUCUAAAUCUCAUGCACUCGUAUUUCAGGAGCCACUCGGCCCUCUUCUUCUCCUACACACACCUUGUUUGCCGCUCCGCUAUUCCAGGGCAUCAGGAGGGACGUAUGGACUUGUCUCACCCCGUCCAUGUGGAUAACUGUAUACUGGAGCCAGAGACCAGGCAAUGCUGGAGAGAAGCACCUGCAUUUACACACAGAGAUCUGAGUGCAGUCCUGUACCUGAAUGAAGAUUUUGAAGGAGGAGAGCUCUUUUUUACUGACAAAGAUGCCAAAACUAUUACAGCCAGGGUGAAGCCCAGCUGUGGACGUCUUACUGGUUUUACUUCAGGGCCUGUUAAUCCUCACGGAGUCACGGCAGUCACAGUGGGUCGCAGGUGUGCACUGGCGCUCUGGUUCACUACAGAAAAGCAUCACAGAGACAUGGAACGGGAGGAGGCUGAAGCUAUAUGGGCACCAGAUGGGCAGAAGGGGCUAAAGAAGGACAGUGAAGAGUCAGACAGCGCAUUGGCACCAGCUCGGAGUGGGCGGAGCCAGUCAUCUAAGGGGAGGAGCAAAGACAGAGAGAGAGUGAGGACUUUUAGAGAUGAACUUUAAAAAUAAAAAUAACUGGUUAAGCAGUCGCAUUUUUCCAAGAUGUUUUACUUUUUUACAUGGACAUUUGAUAUUCACUCCUGCUGUACGUUGAAACACUAUAUAGACAAAAAUAUUGGGACACCCCUUCUAAUUUUUGAAUUCAUGUGUUUCAGCCACAACAACUGCGAACAGGUGUAAUAAAUCAAUUAUACAAAGCGAAUUAUAUGCUUCCAACUUUGCAGCAACAAUUUAGGGAAGCCGCUUUACUGUUUCAGCACAUAAUUUGUACCCUGGUCACAAAAUGAGAGCCCCAGUAAAGAGUUUUGGAAUAAACUGAAAUAUCAAUUGAGGCUUUCUUAACCAACAUCACUGCCCAGCUAUACAAAUGCUCUUUUGACGGAAUGGGCACAAAUUGCCACUUAUUCCAAUACAUUUCUAUACUUCAAAGUAUUGUGAGAAGCCUUCUUUAAAGAGAAAAGAUGACAUAGAGGUCAGUCUAUUUUAAUACCAUUUGUUUUUGAAAUGAGAUGUCCAAGAAGCCUGUGGUUAGGUGUCCAAAUAUAUGAAUACUUUGGUCAUAUAGUGUAUGCUUUCAUGAGUGUGUGUGUGUGUGUGUGUGUGUAAGUAAAUAUUUUUUUUGUAUUUGUGGCUAUAAAAGGCGAUUUAAAACUGAUGUCUAAGCUCAUGAUGUAAAAUUGUUUUUUAAAUAAAAUAAAUGAUAGAUUUAAUUAAACUGAA
This is a messenger RNA of Trichomycterus rosablanca, 3007 nucleotides long. It is a transcript of the gene p3h3, whose product is annotated as prolyl 3-hydroxylase 3. Gene Ontology annotation, biological process: collagen metabolic process. The transcript is spliced from 16 exons. NCBI's taxonomy places the organism in Eukaryota, Metazoa, Chordata, Actinopteri, Siluriformes, Trichomycteridae. The coding region runs from base 83 to 2290 and encodes 735 amino acids. Gene Ontology annotation, cellular component: endoplasmic reticulum. Gene Ontology annotation, molecular function: procollagen-proline 3-dioxygenase activity; L-ascorbic acid binding; iron ion binding. The record is from RefSeq and is a predicted model, not a curated record.